Messenger RNA from Microtus ochrogaster (prairie vole), 939 nucleotides. Its product is annotated as taste receptor type 2 member 140-like. The record is from RefSeq and is a predicted model, not a curated record. Gene Ontology annotation, biological process: G protein-coupled receptor signaling pathway; detection of chemical stimulus involved in sensory perception of bitter taste; sensory perception of taste. Lineage: Eukaryota; Metazoa; Chordata; Mammalia; Rodentia; Cricetidae. Gene Ontology annotation, molecular function: bitter taste receptor activity; G protein-coupled receptor activity. Gene Ontology annotation, cellular component: membrane.
AUGAGUGUUGUCCUACGUGCCAUAAUCAUAAUAAUUUUAAGUGUCGAGCUCUUAAUGGGAAAUUUAGGAAAUGUAUUCAUAGUGCUGGUGAACAUCAAGAACUGGGUCAAGAGGAGAACAAUUUCUACAACGGACCAAAUCCUCAUGGCUCUUGCCAUCUCUAGAAUUGCUUUUUUGUGGUCAAUGGUCACAACUGUAUUGAUAUAUGUGAUGAAACAAGCUACAAUUAUAACUAAAAAUCUUAUUAGAAUGAUUGAUAUACAGUUGGCAAUAACCAACCAUUUCAGUAUCUGGCUUGCUACAGUCCUCAGCAUCUUUUACUUUCUUAAGAUAGCCAAUUAUUCAAACUUUAUUUUUCUAUAUCUAAAGUGGAGAGUUAAAAAAGUGGUUUCAGUAACACUUCUUGCAUCUUUGCUCCUUUUGUUUUUAAACAUUCUAGUCAUAAACAGAUAUAUUGAUGUCUGGAUUGAUGGUCAUGAAGCAAAUACAUCCUACAGUGUUAUCUUAAGUAAAUCUACUCAGGUUUCCAGGCUUAUAUUAAUCACCACAGCUAUGUUCACACUCAUCCCCUUUACUAUGUGUCUGAUAACUUUCCUCCUGCUCAUCUUCUCCCUGUGGAGACAUCUGAAGAACAUACAUUACAAUGCCAAAGGCUCCAGAGAUGUCAGUACCCGAGCACACAUAAAGACCCUGCAAACUGUGGUCACCUUCCUGCUAUUAUAUACUUCUUUCUUCCUGUCAGUUCUUUUACAAUUCUGGAAGGCUGGCUUUCAGAAGAAAUCUCCGAUUGUUUUGUUUUUAUUUGGUAUAGGAAUUGCUUUUCCCUCAGUACACUCCUGGAUCUUAAUUCUGGGAAACACUCCUCUGAGACAGGCAUGCUUUUCUAUGCUCUGGUGGCUGAUGUGCAGGUCCAAAGAUGCUGAGCACUUGGAUCCCUAA